This is a messenger RNA of Oryza brachyantha (malo sina), 3458 nucleotides long. RefSeq names its product autophagy-related protein 18f-like. Gene Ontology annotation, molecular function: protein binding. The record is from RefSeq and is a predicted model, not a curated record. NCBI's taxonomy places the organism in Eukaryota, Viridiplantae, Streptophyta, Magnoliopsida, Poales, Poaceae. The transcript is spliced from 8 exons. Gene Ontology annotation, cellular component: cytoplasm. Gene Ontology annotation, biological process: autophagy; response to starvation. The coding region runs from base 513 to 3128 and encodes 871 amino acids.
AAACAUUUGAUCCUAUUUUAUUUUUCACCUAAUCCCAUCUCCCCCCUCCUUACCCGGCCAGAGAGAAAAAAAAGGCCUCGGCGCGUCGCAACUGCAAACCCUCGCUUUCUCCGAUCGAAUUGCUCGCCCGAGCACCACCGGUUCGCCGCCCUCCCCACCACCAGUCGCGGCCCCGCGCUCCCGGGUGGCCUAGGCCUCUCUCUCCCCCGACCGCCCAGUGGCGUUUCCCCCCGCGAGCUCCCCGUCGUUGCCGUGGCCAUGUCGCUCACCUGAGGAUACGGUCGGUGGGCUGUUUCUUGCAAGAGUCUCUCCCCCGAGCCCCCAAGAGAAACAGCCCGGGGGACGCGUGGGAGUUGUCGAUUCGAUCGCCGGAGUGUCGCCGGGGUGAACCCUGUUUUGGUGGUGGUUCCGUGUCGGUUUUCGCUUUAGCUUGGAGGCUAAGGCUCGGUCUGCAUCUGAGGAGGGAAGGGGAGGCGGUGGUAGCGUGCACGGGUCCUCGGGGGAUCGGCUUGAUGCGGAACGGCGCGCAGGCUCCUCGCGGCAGCGGCGGCGGUGGGGGUUUCUUCUCGGCGCGGUCGCUGUCCAACUACAUGAGGAUCAUGUCGUCGGGGGCGUCCACGGCCGCGUCCAGCCUGCGGUCAGCGGGCGCGUCGCUGGUGAACUCGAUCGCCAGCCACGAUGAGGAUGGGAUCCGUAACCAGGUACAAUGGGCUGGAUUUGAUAAACUUGAGUGUGGGGGUGACAUGCUGCGACAGGUUUUACUUCUGGCUUACAGAUCGGGUUUCCAAGUAUGGGAUGUUGAACAUGCUGAUGAUGUAAGACAGCUAGAAUCCAGACAUGAUGGCACUGUUUCUUUCAUGCAACUGCUAAAGAAACCAAUUGCCUCUAUGAAUGGUGAAGACAAAUUUGCAGAUGAACGGCCAUUGUUAGCUCUUGCUUGCGAUGGAACUAGCACAGGAAGUCUAAUCAGCCAUGAUAGCAAUGGCCCUAUUCUCAAUGGAGCCAAUGGUACUUACCAUAAUAUUGGCAAUGAGAAUCUUCCUACUGUACUUCGGUUUUAUUCAUUGAGGGCCCAUGAUUACAUUCAUACAAUUAAGUUCAGAUCAACUGUUUAUUCCAUAAGGUGCAGUCCUAGAGUUGUAGCUGUUUCUCAGGCUAAUCAGAUACAUUGUUUUGAUGCUGCUACAUUGGAGAGAGUAUACGUAACUCUUACCAGUCCUAUAGUUUCACCAAUUUCGAGUUAUGGACCUCUUGCACUGGGUCCUAGAUGGAUUGCAUAUUCUGGGAAUCCAGUCCCAGUUCCGGAUACAGGCCGCGUUACCCCACAGCUUCUUAAUUUGUCUCCCCUAGCUCCACCUCCUGGUUCAAAUGGCAGUGUUGUGGCAUACUAUGCAAAAGAAUCAAGCAAGCAACUGGCUUCUGGCAUUAUAACACUUGGUGAUGUUGGAUAUAAGAAGUUGUCCAAGUGUUAUUCAGACUUAAUUCCAAGUAGUAAUAAUGCUAUAAACCAAAGGAAUUCUGGCUUCAAAGCAAAUGGGGCAACAACAAACGGGCAUACAGAUAGUGAAUAUUCUGGAAUGGUUAUUGUUCGCGAUAUUGUCUCUAAAUCAAUGGUGGUUCAGUUCAGGGCACAUACUAGCCCCAUUUCAGCACUCUGUUUUGAUCCCAGUGGAACUUUGCUGGUGACAGCUUCAAUUCAUGGUCGAAAUAUCAAUGUUUUUCGCAUUCUGCCUUCACAUGGGAGUUCAUCGGAAGCUACCCCAAAUGGAACCUGUGUUCAUUUGUACAAAUUGCAAAGAGGCAUCACCAAUGCGAUCAUAAAAGAUAUCAGUUUUAGUGACGACAGUGAAUGGAUAAUGAUUAGCUCUUCAAGGGGAACUAGUCAUUUCUUUGCAAUAUCCCCGUAUUGUGGAUCAACAAGCUUUCACUACAAUGAAAAUAAUCUGGCAGAAAAUAGUUAUGUGAUGGAUUCAUCAGUUAAGCAUACAGCUCAUUGGUCUCAAAACUCAACCCCCGCCCUGAGUCUCAAUCAGAAGAUGCUCUCUGUUUCGGGCCCCCCUGUAACAUUGUCUGUUGUUAGUAGAAUAAGAAAUGGAGGCAACUUGCUGAAGGGUGCUGUUCAUGGUGUUGCAGCAUUUGCUACAGGUAUUUCCAGUCCAAUAUCUGGUGCGAUUGCUUCAACAUUUCACAAUUGCAAGGGUGCUGUUAAAAAUCCAGAUGGAAGUUCGCCUUGCAUGAAGUAUUAUUUAUUAGUAUUUUCUCCAUCUGGAAGCAUCAUACAGUAUGUUCUCCAUCGCUCUGUGGAACAGGACCCUGCUAUUGAUUUUCCCUUGAGUGCCAUUUCUUAUGGAUCACAGAGAGAAACUGACACUAGGUUUAUUAUUGAGGCUCUUCAAAAGUGGGAUGUUUGUCAUAAAAGAAACAGAAGAGACAGUGCUGAGAGUUUUGUAUAUAGUGAUUUUGACAAUGGAGAAAACGGUAAACUUUUUCAGAAAGUGGCAAAGAAAGGAACUAGUGUUUAUCCAUCCAAUGGCACUGGUGUUGAAAAGCUGAAGCUUAAUGGUGAUGAUAAUCAUAAUUUUUAUAUUUCUGAGAGCGAAUUGCAGACUCAUGUUGUUCCAACUCCACUCUGGUCAAGAUCUGGGAUGCAUUUUCAAGUAAUGGGGGAUGGCACUCUAGAAGCAGACAGUACUGGUACAAUUUCAGGUGAAAUUGAAAUAGAAAAGGUCCAGACUCGCAAUAUUGAAUCUAGGUCAAAGAAUCUUAUACCAGUCUUUGAAUCUCUUCAUGCAUCCAGAUUUCAACAGACAAGGGUGAGCACACCUGAUAGUAACAGAUAUGGAUUGCUUCAGCGUCAGAAGUCCGGAUUUUCAGAGGACGGUAGACUCUCCUGCAGAAGCAGUUGUAGUUCUUUGGACUGCAUGUCUGAAGGCCCAAUUAGCACUGAUGAUAAUGGUUUUGGUCAAUGUUUAGUAGAAGAUAGUGGUGGUGCUGUAAAUAAGGACCCAAAUGUUAACGCCCGUUCCGAGCUUGUAAAUAAUACUCAGAGCCUUAACACAGAGGCCCAGCUCGGAUUUGUAAAUAACAAAGAGGAUUGUGAAGAUAGAGAGCAACUCCUUGAUUUGUGAUAGCAACUGUGAUCAAAGACGAUCACUGGUGAUGGAGGAGCUUCUUGAAUCGCAAGAGUCUUCAUUGUGCGUGUGUAGCUGUUUAUUCUUUCAUUCUCCUCCCAAAGUUCUUGACCUCUCUUCUAUCUAUAGUUCUAUUUAUAAGCAUUCAUGGUAAUUUACUGAUAAAAAUAUGAAGGGGAGGUCGAAUUAAGGCCCAAUGGGUAUGGAAAUGGUGGUGCUGUGAAGUUGGGGUUCCUUACAAGAAAACAUGUACAUAACAAGAUUGUUCAUUGCAUUUUCAAUAAUAGCUCUUAAUUUGUGAAUAUUUGAAUGCAUAUAUGUCCAUAC